CACAAAUCCACCCCCCUCGUCUCUUUCCAGACCUCCAGCCAUGGCAGACCCCUACAGCAAUUUCUUCAAAGGAUACUACAAUUACUACCCUUACUCCUCCAGCCCUGCACCCCCUCCAAUCGGCAUCCCCACCUACAACUUCUACAACACGCAUAGCUGCAGCAACCCCAACCCCACCCUCCCAACCCCGCCCCCCUCCCCUCCCCUAAGAGAGGCCCUCCCUCUCCUCAGCCUCAGCCCAACAAAGCCCCCAGAGGAGGAGGACACCUCUUGCAGUGAAGCCAAGAACAAAACCAUGAGCAUUGAUGACGAAGGUGAUGAUGGUGAUAACGAGGCUGUGACAGUGGCCCUCCGCAUAGGCCUCCCAAACCCUGGUGCAGCUGAUCUCAUCUCCACAGUGUCCUCCACCCCAGAGGACAGUGGAGAUCACAAAGAAGCAGAAGGUGGUGAUGAUGUGGCUCCUCUAUGCUACCCUAUAGGAAGGCUCAACAAGGGCCAGUAUUGGAUCCCCACCCCUUCUCAGAUCCUUAUCGGUCCCACCCAGUUCUCCUGCCCUGUGUGCUUGAAGACCUUCAACAGAUACAACAACAUGCAGAUGCAUAUGUGGGGGCAUGGAUCACAAUAUAGGAAGGGUCCGGAAUCUUUGAGGGGCAUCCAACCGACUGCAAUGCUGAGGCUCCCAUGUUACUGCUGUGCACCGGGUUGCCGGAACAACAUAGACCAUCCAAGAUCAAAGCCACUGAAGGAUUUCAGGACCCUCCAGACCCACUAUAAGAGGAAGCAUGGGAUCAAGCCCUUCAUGUGCCGGAAGUGCGGCAAGGCCUUUGCAGUGAGGGGAGACUGGAGGACGCAUGAGAAGAACUGUGGCAAGCUCUGGUACUGCAUCUGUGGAUCCGACUUCAAGCACAAGAGGUCGCUGAAGGACCACAUCAAGGCCUUCGGGCAUGGGCAUGCGGCAUAUGGAAUCGAUUGCUUUGAGGAGGACGAUGAGCCAUCAUCGGAGAUUGAACAAGACGGUGAUCCAUCGCGAUGAGUGGAGGGCAGUAUGGAAGAAGUGAGUAUGGAGUUGGGUAUAUGGCCUAAUAGAUUUUGGGUGGUGAAUUGUUCUCUGUCAAAUGUGACAAGCUCUCCUAGUAUCCAGUUGAUCUAGUUAAUUAGGGGUGCUCUUUGUUCCCCUUGUUCUGGUUUUAGUAUCAGAUGAAUAUAAAAAGCAUUGUAGGCCGAUGGCUUGUAAAUGGAGUUGCAUUAGUUUAUCUUUCUUUCAACUUGGUUCAUGCAAGUUCUAAUGUACUAAUUUGUUAGAUGAAAUAGAGAGCAUAGAAUUGAGUUA
Messenger RNA from Elaeis guineensis (African oil palm), 1330 nucleotides. RefSeq names its product zinc finger protein WIP2. Gene Ontology annotation, biological process: anatomical structure development; regulation of gene expression. The record is from RefSeq and is a predicted model, not a curated record. Gene Ontology annotation, cellular component: nucleus. Gene Ontology annotation, molecular function: DNA-binding transcription factor activity. NCBI's taxonomy places the organism in Eukaryota, Viridiplantae, Streptophyta, Magnoliopsida, Arecales, Arecaceae.